AUGGAAGGAAUGCCAAGAGCCCCAAUGGUUGCACCAGAUAUGAGAGUACCUUCUCAAGCAUUUCCUGAACAGUUAAGACCUGCUAUUAAAGAGUACAUUGCUUCGCAUUUUCAUGAUAAUCCGAAUAAAUAUGAUUCAUCGCUGGAUGAAUUGGAACAUUUACGAACGGUUGUUAGUCAUUGUCGUGUUGAUGUUGAAGCUAUUUGUAUUUCUAAACGUUAUUUUGCACAAUUAUCAAUGAUGAAAAAACGUUUUCCAAUGGAGGAACAUGAUCCAAUUUCGAUUCCUUUUGCCUGGACUGACCGAGGUUUUGAUUUAAUGAAUCAAGUAAUCUAUGAAGACGUUAAUUUUGAAAUGUGUUGUGUUAUGUUAAAUAUUGGAGUGGCACAUGCUUUGGUUGCAGCGAAUGAAUCACGACUUGAAAUGGAUGUAUAUAAAUUUUUAAUUAAAAGAAUUUUUCUCGGCAAAUGUUUUUCCGAAAUUUUUUUGCCUUCGCCCUCUUUCUUUUCUCCUUUCAUAAAAAUAAAAAAAUUCUUUUUUAAGAGUAUCAAAAAUGCUUUUAUGCAUUUUCAAUGGGCUUCUUGGCCGCUUCAACAUUUGAGAGAUCAUAUGGGCGCUUCACGUUUUACUCUCAGCGAUUUUGAAUCUCCUUAUUUGACGUUUUAUUUAAAUAUAUUUUUGGCUCAAGCACAAGAAUGUAUGUUAGAAAAAUCAAUGAUAGAUCAUCGAAAGCCUGUUGUUAUUGCUCGUGUUGCACUCCAAACACAUGUAAUGUAUCGAAAUUGUGAGGCUUAUUUGAAGUCUUCAGGAAUUUCUGAUUUACUUUCUUCAAGCAAAUAUUCGGAGUUAGAACGUUUUUGUACAACAAAAUCAUUUCUAUAUUCUGCCCUCUACAAUUAUUAUUUGGGACAACAAGCUGAAGAUGAAAAACAAUCUGGAACACGUUUAUUUUACUUUUCGCGUGCUUUGGAUUUGAUAAAAUUAGCACAAAAAGCUGUUGAAAAAGAAAAGAAGAAACAACAACUUGGAGAAACUGUGCAAUUUGCUUUUGAUGUUAUUUUACUUUGUGAAGAAAAUGCUCGUAAAGAAAAUAAUUUUAUUUAUCACGAAAGAAUUCCAUCAGAAGAUGAAUUAACAAAAUAUGAAGGUGUAAUGAUGGUUAAACCUUUAAGUUUUGAUCCUUGUGAUCCUUCUAUUGCUGGUGAUGAUUUAUUCCGUGAAUUACUUCCAAAUGAUGUUGUCAAGACAAUUUCAUUAUAUAGCGAAGAAAAAAAUAAAUUUAAAAGAGAAAUACUUGAUUUGGUUGCACAAAAGGAUUCGGAAUUGGAAAAUUACUUAAUUUCAAUGAAGUUUGAUCAACUAGAAUUGGAUAGACCUUCAGAAAUGGUUCGACUACCAGAUGAACUUUUAACGGCGAGUGCAGCUUUAGCAGCACAACCAGAUCUUUUCUGUGAUUUACUUGAUAAUUUUCAAAAAGUUUCUUCAUUAGCUACAGAAUCAGAAACAAAAUUGUCAGAAUUAAAGCAAAGGAUGGGAAAAGUAACAGAUUCUUUUUUUACGAAUGACCAAGGAUUUAUUGCGAUAAAUCGCAAAUUGGAUGAACUUACUAAACAUGAAGCACAAGCAAAAGAAAAUAACACAGAACUUCAAAGAGCGAUGGCUACACAUUCUAGUAAUCUGAAGAUGCUUAGUAUUCCAUUACCCGAAUUGACAAAGAAAAUUUGUGGAGAUUUUACAAAUCCAGGCGACUCUCCAGAAGGCAAAGAACUUCGCCGUGUUAUUGAUAAGGUCGACGAAAUGCGUUCUCAACGUUGUACUUUAAUUAAACAAUUACGUGAUGAUCUGGAAAUGGAUGAUAUUACAAAGAGAGCAUUAACUGAAAGAGAAUUAGAUUCAAAACAAUUAUUUGAAAAUGAACUACUAAAACACAAAAAAUUAAAAGAAUUAAUUGAACAAAAUUUGCGUGCACAAACAUUUAUAUUGAAGUCGUUGACUGAGAAGAAUGCAAAUUUUGCUGAUUGUAGGAGGCAAAUUUUGGAAGCAAAUGAAAGUCGUGCAUUGCAAUCCCUUACUUUAGUAACUGCUUAUCAAACAUUUAUUGAUAUUGUCGAAAAAACAAAUAAAGCAUUGGAAUUUUAUGAUCAAUUGUUAAAAGUAUUAAUGGCUUUGGAACGUGGUGUAAAGAAUAUUGAAGAAAUUAAUAAUCAAAUCACACUCGAAAAGGAGAAAAAACGCCAAGCUGAAGAUUCGAGGCGACGGGCAGAAAUGGCUGCACAUGAAGAGAAGUUAAGAAAGGAAGAAGCUGCAAGAGAAGCUGCGCGUACAAUAAAUGAAUUCCGUUUUAAUCGAGUUUAAAAAUGUAUAAAAAGGAUUUCUAUUUACAUGUAAUGUGAAUAAAUAC
Meloidogyne enterolobii is the source of this 2401-nucleotide messenger RNA. The record is from the annotation of a GenBank genome assembly. NCBI's taxonomy places the organism in Eukaryota, Metazoa, Nematoda, Chromadorea, Rhabditida, Meloidogynidae.